GAACGUCUAGUAGGCAACGCCUCUUGAAGCAUCGUGGAUAACAUCCAACGUUACCAAUCGAACACCUUCUCACACAUAUGCAGGUGACGUGGCCCUUCAUGUGCGUAGGGAAUAGUACGAGGCUACUGUCCUUGCAACAUCAUUGACACUGGCAUUGGAUACAGGCUGGGGGAAACCAAUAACCAGUUUUAAAGUCUUAAGAAUGAAAACAACAUCGGUUACGGUUAACAUCAUUGAACAAGAAACAAACAACUCUUUUACGAACACUACAACCAAUGUCAUGCAUGUGAAACGGACAAUGAAUAUAACGUUGCAUAUGAGUAAUAUAACAGCACAGCAGAGCGACGAUUCUCUAACAAAUAGUACAGGAAAUGAAAAGCCAUAUAAAUAUACAGCAAAAAGAGUGCAUGCGGGUGAUAUCAUGGAAAAACAGGCAAACAACUCUCUCAGAGGCAAGACAAAACAGAAAACAAAAAACAGCACACAAAUAUUCAGUAAAUUUGCAAGAGGCAAUCCAUUUACAAUUAAAGGAGAAAACAUGACCGUGCAUAGGAUACCACGCCAGAAGACGUGUGCCGUUGUUGGUAACAGUGGAAUUCUUCUAAACAGCAGUUGUGGUGACGAGAUCAACUCCAACGACUUUGUCAUCCGCUGUAACAUUCCAGAAAUUGAAGGAUUCAGCCGUGACGUUGGCAACAAGACAAAUGUAACCAACAUUAAUCUAACCAGAGUUAAAGACAUUCAUAAGUAUGCAAAAAAGAACAGUGACUCUCCAAAUUUCAUUGAUAACUUCCGGUAUCUAAAUAACACAAUACUUUGGACUCUUGGGUCACCUCGAACAGCAAGAACUAAAAAGCUGGUAUAUUCCGUCAAGUACCUCAAGUCAAAAUUUGAUCUGAAUUUUCAGGUGGCUUACACGGAAGUUGAACAAAAUUAUACACAUUUAUUAAGUGCAAUGAAAUUCAAAAAAGCUCCAACAGCAGGAAUGCUCACCAUUGGUGUCGCUGUAUGUCUCUGUGAUAAAGUCAGUGUAUAUGGAUUCUAUCCAUUUCCAGCUGGUCCCGAUGGCAGAUUUGUUCCCUAUCACUAUUUUGGAGAGUUUACAAAUAUUACAGCUGGAUCUUUCAAAACACGACAUGGUUUCAAUCAAGAAUACUCGACAUUACAGAAGUGGCACAAAGAUGGAUUGCUGGAUUUUGUCUCGGGUGCAUGCACACAAUUAAGAGAGAAAGGUUAA
Molecule: messenger RNA, 1237 nt
Organism: Saccoglossus kowalevskii
Lineage: Eukaryota; Metazoa; Hemichordata; Enteropneusta; Harrimaniidae
Product: CMP-N-acetylneuraminate-poly-alpha-2,8-sialyltransferase-like
Biological process (GO): N-glycan processing; oligosaccharide metabolic process
Molecular function (GO): alpha-N-acetylneuraminate alpha-2,8-sialyltransferase activity
Source: RefSeq, a predicted model, not a curated record